Molecule: messenger RNA, 2324 nt
Organism: Pristis pectinata (smalltooth sawfish)
Lineage: Eukaryota; Metazoa; Chordata; Chondrichthyes; Rhinopristiformes; Pristidae
Product: CTP synthase 1
Exons: 20
Coding region: 63-1958 (631 amino acids)
Biological process (GO): pyrimidine nucleobase biosynthetic process; CTP biosynthetic process
Cellular component (GO): cytoplasm; cytoophidium
Molecular function (GO): identical protein binding; CTP synthase activity
Source: RefSeq, a predicted model, not a curated record
CCAGUGAUUGACAGGUGCGGCGGCGGGCCUGGAGCCGCGUGUUUGCGGAUCGCGGGCAGUGGAUGCGGACUCUGCUGCGGGGAAUCUGUCGCUUUCACCGGCUCCGCUGCAACGCUCGCUGUCGCUGGCUGCGGAGCGACCACAGAGCACAAAUGAAGUACAUUUUGGUGACCGGUGGGGUCAUCUCGGGGAUUGGGAAAGGAAUUAUUGCAAGCAGCAUUGGAACCAUCCUGAAGUCUUGUGGGCUCCGUGUGACUGCAAUCAAGAUCGACCCAUACAUCAAUAUUGAUGCAGGAACAUUCUCACCUUAUGAACAUGGUGAAGUGUUCGUGUUGGAUGACGGCGGCGAGGUGGAUCUGGACCUGGGGAAUUACGAGCGGUUCCUGGACAUCCGUUUAACACGGGACAACAACAUCACAACUGGCAAGAUCUACCAGUGGGUGAUCAACAAGGAAAGGAAAGGAGACUACCUGGGCAAAACUGUACAAGUGGUUCCACAUAUCACAGAUGCCAUUCAGGAGUGGGUGUUACGGCAGGCUCGGAUUCCAGUGGAUGAUGAUGGAGUGGAACCUGAAGUGUGUGUUAUUGAGCUGGGCGGAACUGUGGGAGAUAUCGAGAGCAUGCCUUUCAUUGAAGCCUUUCGCCAGUUCCAAUUUAAAGUUAAGAGAGAAAACUUCUGCAAUAUUCAUGUCAGUUUAGUGCCUCUGGUUCCUGGUAGUGCCUCUCUGAUACAGCCAAGUACCACAGGAGAGCAAAAGACAAAACCAACGCAGAACAGUGUUCGGGAACUCCGUGGACUCGGGCUGUCACCAGACUUAAUCGUCUGCCGAUGUACAACUCCUAUGGAGAAGUCUGUUAAAGAAAAAAUCUCAAUGUUCUGCCAUGUGGAACCCGAGCAGGUUAUUUGUGUGUAUGACGUUUGUUCCCUUUACCGAGUUCCCUUGUUACUUGAAGCUGAAGGGGUUGUGGAGUACUUUAAGGAAAGACUUGAUCUCCACUUUGAAGCUAGACCAAGAAGGCUACUGAAUAAAUGGAAGGAAAUGGCAGAUAGAUACGAUCGCACGUUAGAAAUUUGUUCCAUUGCGCUGGUUGGCAAGUAUACCAAACUGUCGGACUCCUACGCCUCUGUGAUCAAGGCCUUAGAGCACUCUGCAUUAGCUAUGAACCAGAAAUUGGAAGUGAAGUAUAUUGAUUCAGCAGACUUGGAGCCAGCUAGACAGGAGGAAGAGCCAGUUAAGUACCACGAGGCUUGGCAGAACCUGUGCAGUGCCAACGGGGUUCUGGUGCCUGGUGGUUUUGGUGUUCGAGGGACAGAAGGAAAGAUCCUUGCUAUCGCUUGGGCAAGAAAACAGAAGAAACCGUUUCUGGGUGUGUGCCUUGGAAUGCAGUUGGCUGUUGUGGAGUUUGCACGGAAUGAACUUAACUGGACAGAUGCCAAUUCUACUGAAUUUGAUCCUAACACAAGCUACCCUGUGGUGAUUGACAUGCCAGAGCACAAUCCCGGGGAUAUGGGCGGAACCAUGAGGCUUGGCAAGAGGACCACAAUACUCAAGGAUAAAAAUUCAGUACUAAGGAAGUUGUACAAGGACAGUGACUCCAUUGAGGAAAGACACAGACAUCGAUACGAGGUAAAUCCAGAAAUGAAGAAAAGUUUUGAAGAAAGGGGAUUUCGAUUUGUUGGGCAAGACGUGGAAGGAGAGAGAAUGGAAGUAAUAGAGCUUGAGGAUCACCCCUAUUUUGUUGGCGUCCAGUAUCAUCCAGAGUUCACCUCCAGGCCCAUGAAACCAUCACCCCCAUACUUUGGUCUUGCCUUAGCUGCUGCAGGGAAGUUGCAAUAUUACUUGGAAAAGGGCUGUAGAUUGUCACCCAGGGAUACCUACAGUGAUCACAGUGGCAGUAGCUCACCAGAUUCUGAAAUUGUUGAUUUAAAGCUGCCAGCUAAUCUAACACCUGUGUAAUAUUUGGUAUCAAGUAAUUCAACAGAAUCAGGACAUAUUGGUGUCUGAACUGCAACAUCCUUUUAAUUUCAUAGUAUUAACCUAUCCUUACUGGUCUCAUGUUGUUGAAGUGGGGGGUGUCAUUUGUGUUGCUUUUUGCUGAUGGUGAAAGUCAUUUUUUAUAUAAAAGGAUUUCAAGUUUGUUUGCAUCUUUUAGCUUUCAUGUUCAAAUUUUUUCUACCGCUGUACAAAAUUAGCACAUUGAAUGGGGAUUGGAAUUGGAACGUCGCUAUCUAACACCAAUUGCUCAUUUUAAAUUGUUCAGAACUCCUCAGCUCUGAUUUAAGGUUUUAUGUUUUAUUCAGCACUACCUCUGGGGGGGGGGGG